AUGCCUGGGGGCAGCCUUGCCCUUCACGAGCCAUGUCCAUGGAAGGAGCUCUGCUCAGAUCUUCAGGCAUCUCGUGGAGAAGGUCAGUUGGUCGCCUUGGUAGAGCUAGCUGCUCUCCAAGCUUCAGGCGUCACUGGUGAGGAGAGCAUGGAUGACAACCAGGUCAAGAAGAAGCUGCAAAACCAGAUUGCCAGCCUCGGAGCCCAGCUGUAUCGGCGCAGCCGCGAGCUGCCGCUGCGUGCCAUCCCCCGCGCACUGGCAGCGUUGAUGCAGCUGGUGCCGAACGAGUCCUUGGAGGCAGACUUCCUCCCUUUGCUGCGGCGUUGCACUGGACGGCUGGGCUACCGACUGAGUGAGCUCCUGGAUGCCAAUGCGAGUCAGCACGAGCGUCUCCAGGACUUUGACGUUGACGCGCUUGGGGAGGUGCUGUAUGUCUGCGCUGCAGCCAACUACACAGACAAUAGCUUCUUGGAGACGAGUAAACGCUGGAUCCUCCACGACAAUGCGACGGACCUGAAGGCGAUGCGGCGCAAUGUGACUGCGAUCCACCUGCUUCACUCCUUCUCGCUCCUGAAGGUCGCCCGUGGCGACUUGCUCCACAGACUAGUGGCAGAGGCCCAGGGUCGGCUGGAGCAGUUCACUGCCUUCGAGGUUCUGGGGUUCCUCGAUGCAGCUGUGAUUUUGCAAGCUGAGUCGGACAAGCCCUUGCCGUCGGCCUUCAUGUUCGAUGAGAGCGACCAGGGUCCUCCUCCGUCCGGAAUUGGCGCGCAGACCUCAGUUCGCCUCAGUCCACGGGCCGACCGAUGA
Molecule: messenger RNA, 807 nt
Organism: Symbiodinium natans
Lineage: Eukaryota; Dinophyceae; Suessiales; Symbiodiniaceae
Source: the annotation of a GenBank genome assembly